Rotaria socialis is the source of this 410-nucleotide messenger RNA. The record is from the annotation of a GenBank genome assembly. NCBI's taxonomy places the organism in Eukaryota, Metazoa, Rotifera, Eurotatoria, Philodinida, Philodinidae.
CUACAAUCUUGCUUGGCGGUUUAGAUAAUGUCAUCGGAGAUGAAGGUGCAACAGAAAUUAGCAGAUUAAUUCGAUUAAAUAAACAGAUUCGUUCGAUUGAUCUUACAUUUAACGGUAUUUCACAAAAAGGUUUGAUUGAAUUACGAGAUGCAUUAAAACAAAAUCGAACACUGACAACAUUAAAAAUUCUACAAUUUGGACAGACACACGACGGAAUAACAAAGGAAGAAAUAUAUAACAUGAUUGAACAAAAUAAAAUCGAAUGGGGAAAACAAAUACUUGACCAUAAUAGAACGGAUAGCUCGCCAUUAUCACAAUCCAAAUGUUUAGAAAAAGGUCAACAAUUGAAUGAUGAUAUCAAUUUUCCUGAACAUGUUAUGGAAAUAAUUAGUUAUUACAGGACACAUUAA